UCCCUCUCAGCUAAAGCAACAGGCUGGCUGGCUGCUCACAAAGAAGACAUUCUGGGCUGGGCCGUUUCUCUCUUUCUUUUCUUUUUCCUCUCUGCUGUUGUUUAUACUUCUUUUUGUUUCUGUACUUUAACUCCCACCACCUUAAUACGUACGAAUUUGAGAAAUCGACUCUGACAACCUCGCUGUAAUAUAGUACAAACCAAAAACACUUUUUGUUGCCCACCAUGUCGGAUUCUCCACCCACCGUAAACUCAACGCCUCCUCCAGUGGUGGAACCCACCGCAGCACCACCGUCCGACUCUCCAAAGCCUAAUCCUCCACUUGCCUCGGGUAUUCAACAAAAACCGAAGAAUUUGGAAAAUGCUAUGUGGGUAGGCAACCUCCCAACCGAUACCACACCUGAAGAGCUUCGUGAUUUCUUCUACGAUGAGGACUUUUUGACGGUAUUUCAUAUUUCGAAAACUCACUGCGCCUUUGUCAACUACAAAUCGUAUGAAGCGGUAUUAAGAGCUGUCAAAAAACAUCAUGAAGCAGAGUUCCAUGGUAUCAAACUUGUGUGUCGUCCACGCAAGCAAAACCACCUCACGGCUCGAGGGAUGGUGGCUUCGCCAAGACAUCUUCACACUUCGCAGACGUCUUCGUCCGAUGCUAUGCCCAUGUUGCCUCCACCCAUGAUGUAUUUGCCACAAGGCGGCGUCACGGGCUCCAUGCGGUUUAAUCAAUAUCCAGGCGAUCCGCGAUUCCAUACCCUAUCGACCAUGCCACCUACCAGCAUACCUCAACAAGUCCCCAGCCCUGGCACGCCAGCCGAUUAUCGACCUCGCCGGACCUCACAAUUGAGUCGUUCGUCACGGGAUUCCAGCCCUCGCUCGGCUCAACCACCACCUUCUCCUCAAGAACGGCAUCCGUCCAUUGAUUCCAACGCCAGUAAUCCCAGCGUACGAUACUUUAUUCUCAAGAGUUUAACCGCCGAUGAUCUGGAUAUCAGUGUGGAACGAGGUGUAUGGGCCACCCAACCCCAUAAUGAAGCUAGUUUGAACCGUGCUUUCAAAACCUCAUCGGCUGUGUAUCUGAUCUUUAGCGCCAACAAGAGUGGGGAGUUUUAUGGAUACGCUCGUAUGCUUCAGCCCAUUGUGUCCAACCCUCCUUCAUCGCCUUCUACCCAAGUUCAAUGGACGCCGGUAGCAAUAGAAGAGGAUGAAGAGGAAGGUGGCGCUCCAGACCAUGUUAAUCCCCCACCGGAGCCAGUGGAAGAGGAUGCUGGCAAUGAAAAGCGAUGGGGCAAUGCGUUCAAAGUGCAGUGGAUCAAAGUGCAACGACUUCCAUUCAGCCAAACUCGCCAUCUUCGGAACAGUUGGAAUAAUAAUCGAGAAGUCAAGGUGUCAAGGGAUGGCACAGAGUUGGAAACAGCCGUGGGGGAAAUGUUAUUGCAAGGAUUCCAUUGGGCUGAACAGCAACAAUUGUAUCAACAGCAACCACCACCACCACAGGCUCCUCCACCGCCUUCCUACCAACCCAUGAUGUAUAAUACCUUACAUGUUCUCGACCCAAGACGAUGCCUAGUGAUACCAAGGUGGUGUUGCUCAAUAGGACCCUUCGAUUUUAUUCAAAUCUCGCCGGUCAAAAGCAACAGACUCAACCAAAGAAAAAAAAAAUGAUCAACUUGGAACCAAUGCUUUCUUUCUUUCUUUCUUUCUAUGCCUUUUCCCCCUUUCUUUUGCAUGCCGUUUUGAAGAUCCCUCUCUCUUUUAUCCCAUUGUACAUAACAAGAGCUUUUCUGGAGAUAACCAAAAUUCCCU
Messenger RNA from Umbelopsis ramanniana AG, 1799 nucleotides. RefSeq lists its product as uncharacterized. The transcript is spliced from 6 exons. Gene Ontology annotation, cellular component: nucleoplasm. Bases 225 to 1658 code for a protein of 477 amino acids. Lineage: Eukaryota; Fungi; Mucoromycota; Umbelopsidomycetes; Umbelopsidales; Umbelopsidaceae. Gene Ontology annotation, molecular function: mRNA binding; N6-methyladenosine-containing RNA reader activity. Gene Ontology annotation, biological process: regulation of alternative mRNA splicing, via spliceosome; mRNA splicing, via spliceosome. The record is from RefSeq and is a predicted model, not a curated record.